Molecule: messenger RNA, 2481 nt
Organism: Penicillium chermesinum
Lineage: Eukaryota; Fungi; Ascomycota; Eurotiomycetes; Eurotiales; Aspergillaceae
Product: F-box domain protein
Exons: 5
Coding region: 1-2481 (826 amino acids)
Molecular function (GO): protein binding
Source: RefSeq, a predicted model, not a curated record
AUGGAGGAUGCCUCCUCUCAUUCCCGCGCUUUUGAUCGGCUGCCCCCAAACAUCAUUGAACACAUUCUGUAUGCUGCGGAUGCCAACACCUUUGCGUCUCUAGCCCUGUUGAAUUCUCAAUGGAGGCAGAUCUCCGAGUCCACUGCUCUGUAUUCCCAUCAAUUAUCGAAAUGUCCAACGUUUCUGUGGUCACGCGGGGUAGCUCCCGCGCUAGAGUCCGAUGGCUUAACGUCCCUCAAGCGUCGAUUUCUUGAAGAAGUCCGCCGAAAUGCAUUCGAUGUGUUUUUGCGACCCCGUAAGACCCUGGUCCGACUGAUAUCCAGUUCUAUGAGCUCCUCCACGGCCUUUCCGAACGGCGAGGUCUUUCGCUUUUCCUUUUCGGCUAAUGGCCAUAUGGUUCUAUGCAUCAGCUCCUCUCGAAUUGUGGUGAUAGCAUUGGCUGCGGACCCGGUGGCCGUCAAACAUGAGUUUCAGACGCGGCGCCGACCCCUUGGAGCUACGAUUGUCGACGAUGGUUCCUUGCUCGCCGUUUUGUCGUCCUCGCACCGGGUCAAUAUCUACAGGCUUUCCAAUGAUGAAGUCAAACAGAUACAGUCGAUAACGUUGAAUGACGCCCCACGAGACCUGGCAUUCUCGCCCACUGGAAGCGUUUUAGCGUUGUCAUACGAGCGCAACAUAGAGCCGCGCGCUGCCUUCGAGUCGAUGCGCUGGCAUUUUCCCCCUGAUGGAUCAUUGUUGCUAGGAUCAUCAGUGGAUCGUGAGCAUGAUGGACUGGUCACAAUAUCGGCACCCUUCUAUACCGAAACAGGCGACGAUGCUUCGCCGGAAGAAAUCCAAAUGCGUAUGUGGACUACGCAAAUCCUGUUUCCAGAAAUGGCGCAGGAUUUGACCCAUGCCUGCUUGAUUUCGGAACAUGAUGAAGGAGACGAUUCCUGGAUUCUAGCCUAUGACGUCCCAUUAGCGGCAUUCAAAGCCCUCAAAGUCAACAAUGUCAAUGCGGGUAGAGUCUAUUUUGCCAGUCCUUUUCUUGAUGAGGAAUCUCGUGAGAUGCUUCCCACGAUGUUGCCUACAACGGACCAAGCCGGCGAGCUUGCUGCGUUAGGAUUCCAGGAUUCAAAAUUAUGGCUUUACGGUAUCCCUAAGAAUCUGGAUGUCGCUUCGGUAGAAUCAUCUGCCGGUUCAGUUAGCAAUGGCAGAACUUGGAUGGGCGGUACUCACCACAGUGCUGGGCACGCGGCUCCUCGCGAUAACCUUGCACAGCUGAACAAAAUAAUUCCACAGUCCAAGGUUUUAGUCCGUGGUCGUCCCAUAAUGGAUAUCAGCGGGAUCACAUCGGCCCGAUGGAUACACUCUGCAUCUUUGGUAAAGCCCAAACGCCGCCUUGUUGCAGUAGCUCCCGGUGGAGUGCGACCUCAAGUCUUUGGCGAUGAGGAUGUCCCCGUGGAUGGCGGAAGAAUCCUCAUCCUCGAUUUUGAGCGAACCACCACCAAUGGCGGAGAAGAGGAGCUCGACAUUGAAAUAGGCGAGACAUACGCCAAGAUGCUCAAGGAGCCGGAUUCUUCUUUAGAUACGGAGGUUGAACUGGAACGGAGGCGCACACGUUUAGUCCGUAAUGAUACGGAGGUGGCGGUCCCGGGACUUCAACGUCGCACGUCAAGAGCUCCAAACCACAACCAGCAGCGCAAUAGUCUUGUAGUGCCUGCAAUGCCGACCUCCCCCGCCGGUGUCGUUGCGAGCAACGGCGUUCCACGCUCUCAAGACACGCUUCGCCGUGCUGCUACCGCUGCCGCCUCGACACGAGGACGCUAUGAUCCCCGCUACCGCAACAGCCCUAGUCGUCGUCAAAUACCGCAUGAGAGCGAUGCUGAUAAUUGGGUGCCCCCUCCACCCCCCUACAAGCGCGAGGCCGAUGAGCCCCUCCCAGACCACUUGCGAGAAACUCUGCUGCCCCCCCAAGAUUCAGCCUCCAACCAAAUCACACCAAGAGCUAUCCAUCCGCCGCACAGGUCGAAACGGACGAAAUGUGAUUUCGGGGUGGACGAAUGGCUAUCAACGGGAGAGGACCCUUUGUCUGGAAUUGGGUCUCUUCCCCAGCAGAUACUAGCGAACCCUGCGAGCCGUAUCGCCUCCACACAACCACUCCCAACCCUGGCAAUCCACCCUGCGGAACUCCAAAAUCAUGGCCCCUUGCAUGCACCCUCAUUAGGCGCUACCGUCCUGGGCGAAAACUACUUCUCCUAUGCCGUCUCCUCUCCCAACCUGCUUCAUAUCCCUCAACCACAGGGGGAUGGCCUCGACUCUGCAGAUGAUGAUGAGAAUAUUCCCGCCCGACAGCGCUCUUUCCGCAGGCGUGUUUCAACUGAACCGACUAGCUUGCCGCCACCAUCAAACGAGGAGUGGCGCCGGCGUAUUGAGGAUUGGAAUGAACAUACCAUCCGGGAGCGAAGCCGGAAAAAGCGUGGCAAGUGUGUUGUCAUGUAG